This is a messenger RNA of Candidozyma haemuli, 1536 nucleotides long. RefSeq names its product transcription factor (gene MIG1). Lineage: Eukaryota; Fungi; Ascomycota; Pichiomycetes; Serinales; Metschnikowiaceae. The transcript has a single exon. The record is from RefSeq and is a predicted model, not a curated record. Gene Ontology annotation, cellular component: nucleus; cytoplasm. Bases 1 to 1536 code for a protein of 511 amino acids. Gene Ontology annotation, molecular function: RNA polymerase II cis-regulatory region sequence-specific DNA binding.
AUGGACAAGAAGAAGGAAGACAGACCUUACAAGUGCACCAUGUGCGACAAGGCCUUUCACAGGCUAGAGCACCAAACCAGGCACAUUCGAACCCAUACCGGUGAAAAGCCCCAUCCUUGUACGUUCCCUGGUUGUACAAAGAGGUUUUCUCGUUCAGACGAGUUGACAAGACAUUUGCGUAUCCAUAACAAUCCGGCCAGCCGAAAGAGACCCAGCAAGUAUCGUCUGAUGGACUCCAAGGUUGAGCAACCUGGAAUGAAUGUGCCAGUGGCAUCGAUUCCCGUGGGUUACGAGGGCCAGCCGGCUCAAUACUACCAUCCACUGGCCUACCCGGUUUAUUUUGUCCAGCCAGGCAUGCAGCCUGUCCAGGGAGUCCAGCAAUUCCAGCAGGUCCAGCAACUUCAGGGUCACUAUGCUGUUCCACCAGGUCAGACAAUCGCUGUGCCAGUUUCCUACGAGGACGGACAGUACCAUGGCAUGCCUCAGGGGGUACCUCAUGGCAUGCCUCAGGGUGUUCCUAUCCAGAGCGUUCCUCCUGUGGGUCAGUACCUGACAUCUCCAAGCGGUGCUACGCCAGCGCCAGCGGACUCACAGCCUCAAUCUCCACCACAAUACGGCCAGAAGAGCUUAUCACAGAUUUCCAAACCGCUCAACUCUCGCUUUGGACACGGCCAGGCUCUUUCACCUCCUCCAGUUAACAACGGUCACUUGGGUAAGACCAACAGCCUGGUUUCCAUAAGUUCAGCGGCUGCAAACUCAUCCUAUGUCUUCAGCAAUUCAAACACUGGCUCUACGCCAAAUUCAUCCGCUACUUCACUUGCAAACUCCCCAGAAACUGCCAAAAUGGCCCAACCACCACAUAAAAACCAGGGACAGUUCCAGAAUCUGCAAACACCAUCGUUCUCAAACCUCAACGACUAUUUCCAUAGACUGAGGACAUUCGGCUCGAACAGCUCGCUCAAUAAGCUCAAGACCAGCAGCUCUCUGGGCAAUUUGGGCAAUUUAUCAAGCUCGCUUCUGUCAUUCCAAAGAAUGACUCCACUAAAAGUUACAUCACCUAACGCCCAGUACUCUCUGGGCUUAUCACAGAUCCAAAAACCAGCAUCGCUGACACAGCUCAAUCUUGAAUUCUGCCAGCCCAUCAAGAAGUCCAGACCCAACUCUCCUACGGGAUCAGCUGUGAAUUUGUACAUGACGCCUAGCGUUGAGAGAAACUUGACCAACUCCCCACCACGUCCACAUUCAGCCAACACAACGCGUACUGGCAACCCUGCCUUCAUCAUUUCGCCUAACGAAACGCCGCUACAGACACCAUCGCAUUCUCCACCACUUCAAGCACAGAACUUGUCUGAUAAGGGUAUCAACUCGACAUACUUGUUUAGUAAGUUGGAGAAACAGAAGCAGGCAUCGCAGGCACAAGCAGAGCAUAAGACUGAGAGCAUAGCGGAUAAUGGCACUACGCUCCCACCCAUCAGGUCGGUAUUCAAUUUUUCAAAGCAAGAAGGCUUGCAACCGAUCCAUAUCAAGAAGGAAUGA